AUGUCCACACCUCCGAGUGGGGAUAUAUCAGGCUACCAUCUGAGUGUAGUGCGUAACCCGCCGGGCUGGGAGGCGGGCAUCUACCUGGUGGGCUUCGUGGUGCUCCUGGCCGUCGCGGGUAUGAACAUCUGGAAGCUGUGGAAGUCUGGUACCUUCCCAGCGCCAUCUCCCUUUCCCAACUUUGACUACAGAUAUCUGCAGGAAAAAUAUGGAACCUCCUUCUCAGAGGUCCGACAAAAGCGUGUGGCAGCCAACAACCACCGUCGGGCGUCAACCGCGUCUAGCCGCAAGCCCAGCCUGGCUCUGGGCGACACCCCGGAUGGCCUCAGGGAGCUGGGCCAGCUGGAGCUAAUGAGCCGUGAGCUGGACCUUAGCGGGGCGAACCAGCUCAACCGUUCCAUCUCCACCGACUCGCUCAGCUCCAUCUCGUCCAUCGCCAAUAAUUUCGGCUACGAUUUUACGGUGGGCCAGCUGGAAGUGACGCUGGAGUUCGAGACCUCAAGGCAUGCCGGCCAGGGGACACUGCACAUCACUGCACACCAGGGGAAGGACCUGCUGGAGAGGGAGGAGGGAGACUUCCCGGGAUGCUUUAUCAGGAUCUCACUGGGCCCGGAAGAGCUCAACGUGGGAAUAACCAAGGUACAGACCAACGCGUUUACCGUCAUUUUCGACGAGAGGUUCUCGGUGGCGAUGGAUGUGUGUGCCCUGGAGGAGUGCAGCCUCCGCUUCGCCGCCUUCGGCAUCGACAGCGACGAGAGGAACAUCAGCGCGGGCGUUGCUGAGCUCAAGUUGUCAGACUUGGAUCUUACAGUCAGAGCCUUCAACGCCUGGCUCUACCUCCAGGACGUCAACAAAGCGGUGGAUGCAGUCGGGGAGAUUUUGCUGUCUCUCAGCUACUUGCCCACAGCGGAGCGCCUCACAGUGGUUGUAGCCAAAUGUAAGAAUCUGCUGUGGACCAACGGCAAGAACACUGCAGACCCAUUCGUCAAAGUUUACCUCCUUCAAGACGGACGCAAGAUAAGCAAGAAGAAGACAUCCACCAAGCGGGACGACACCAACCCCAUUUUUAACGAGGCCAUGAUCUUCUCUGUACCCUCCCUCGUCCUGCAGGAGCUGUCCCUGCGUGUCACUGUGGCCGAGGCGUCGGACGACGGGCGGGGUGAGAACUUGGGCCACGUGAUUAUCGGCCCAGAGGCCGGCGGCAUGGGGAUCACUCACUGGAACCAAAUGCUGGCCACCCUGAGGAAACCCGUGUCCAUGUGGCACCCGCUGCGCAGGAUCUGA
This is a messenger RNA of Nerophis lumbriciformis (worm pipefish), 1284 nucleotides long. Lineage: Eukaryota; Metazoa; Chordata; Actinopteri; Syngnathiformes; Syngnathidae. The record is from RefSeq and is a predicted model, not a curated record.